AUGGACGAUACUAUCAGGUCGCUUAUUCGGUUCGUGGCUAGAGGAUUCUAUUCCAAGCCAUAUGUGUUGAUCCUAGAUGCUGUUUUGUUGCAUUCAGUGUUGUCGGAAGACGACUUGAUAUACUUAUUGAGCAUCCAUCGGAAGGAGCUUAGAUCGCUAUGCAACAAACUAGUGGAAGAUAGAUUGUUAGUAAAUCACAUCCAAAAGGAAGAGAAUGCACAGCAGAGGCUUAUCACCAGAACAUACUUCUACAUCCACACCACAGAGGCGAUUGAUUCGAUCAAGUGGAAGGUGCAUUCAAUAGUCAAUAUCAUCAAGGAAGAAAUGACACAUUAUGGGAAUCCGCAGGGGUAUGUGUGUCCAAGAUGUGGUAAAAAGGUAUCGCAAUUGGAUGCAAUAUCGCUCUUGAGUGAUGAUAAGACUAAUUUUGAAUGUGACAACUGUGGAGGUGUAUUAAUAGAGGACGAUUCGAGCAAGCAGGCAUCGUUGAGACAAGCCAAGUUAGAAAAAUUGAUGAACCAGGUGGAUCCGAUUAUUUCUUACUUGAAAAAGAUUGAUGAUGCAUACAUUGAAGACAACACCUUCGAGUCAUCGUUGGUGAAGUCGAUUCCAGCACAAUCAUCGACCAGUGCAUCGUACUCUGUGUCGAACCGUAUUCUGUCAAGAUCAAGAUCCAACUUGUCGGCAUUACAAAACGAUUCCAAAUCUCAAGCAACAUUGCACGUUUCUAUUACAGCUAACGACGAAAAUUAUGAGAGGGAACAACAAGAAAAGGAAGAAAGAAGACAAAAGUUGCAACAAAAUGCGUUACCUUCGUGGCAUUCGGAAGGUACUGUGGGCAAGUCUUCUUUGGGUAAGUUAGAUGAUGAUAAUGAUGAUUUAUCAACACCCAAUGAAGGAACCCCUGUUCCUGGUAUCAAGUCAGAGAACGAAGUCCAAUCAGAUGUGGCUGACAGUGGUAGUGCUACCAUGGACAUUUCGUCCACAAAUACUCCUAUGGCAAGCUUAGACGAAGUGGAUAAUCUGACAACUAAUGCCGUUCCUACUAAUGUUUCUGAAUUGAAGGACAAAGAGUCACAAGAUGCUUUGGCAGCUUAUUACGCACAAUUGGCUGAGAGAGAAGCCGAGGAUGAUGACGACGAUGAUGAUGACGAUGAAGAUGAUUUCGAUGAUUUUGAGGACGUUUAA
This is a messenger RNA of Debaryomyces fabryi, 1188 nucleotides long. It is a transcript of the gene TFA1, whose product is annotated as transcription factor TFIIE subunit. The transcript has a single exon. NCBI's taxonomy places the organism in Eukaryota, Fungi, Ascomycota, Pichiomycetes, Serinales, Debaryomycetaceae. Gene Ontology annotation, biological process: transcription initiation at RNA polymerase II promoter; transcription open complex formation at RNA polymerase II promoter. The record is from RefSeq and is a predicted model, not a curated record. Gene Ontology annotation, cellular component: transcription factor TFIIE complex. The coding region runs from base 1 to 1188 and encodes 395 amino acids.